CCUCAAGGAUUGAAGUUAAAUUUCGGUUACUACCGCACAUCCACACUGGACGUAAUGRAGUGGUAAUCGGUAAUCGGCUACGAAUACUUAACAAGGCUGGGAAAAAACUACAGUACUSUCGCUUGGAUUGCGAAAGAAAGGCCCCUGUGUGUCUUUGUUGUAGUUGUAGGGAAGCAGAAAGCUGGGAAACGCCAAAUAGUACCACCAAAGCAAAGGAAAACGACGCGAGUUGAAACUACUCGRAACUAGACGCAACGCAUCAGCAUGACCCCCCAAGGAGUCGGAAGCGGCUUCCAACGGCGGGKGAUCGCAAACAGCAGGAGAAUCGAAUCCAUCGUGCGCGGGGACAGCAUCGAAAACGGCAACGGGGGCCGGGAAGAGAGCAACAACGACGUCGAAUACAGCAACAACUACAAGCGCGGAUACCCCAUGGAGUAUGGCCCAAUCUACUACGCGGCCGCCACCAUUCUACUGGAUUGCUCCAAGAGGAAGGGAUUUACGGCUCCGAAGGCCAUGCGACUGGUGGGAUUCUCGCAGGAAGACUGCAAGAGCCGCAGCAUACGAAAGAGGGUGGGCCGGGUCCGGGAUCGGAUGGAAAAGCGACGGGUUGCCGCCCGGACCGCCCGCCAAAAGCGGCUGCUCAAACUCUACGAGAAGCGGAUGAGGCCGGUCCURGCAUCGCUUUCGAAUGAGGAAGGCCAAGGGGACGCUGGCGGAGACGACUCCGAUACGAACCAMGAAACYAAAAAGAAAAACAAUGGCGGCGAGAACACCGCUGCCCCGGUUCCGGAACUGGYCCGGGAAAAGGUCCGCGUGUAUUGCGAACGAAUGCAACGGCUGGGACAGGCGGGCAACGCGGAAGCGGAGGGGAUUCUGAAGGAAUGGGAGGAGCGGCUAGCCGACUCGGAACGUCGGAGGUCCCCAAGGUUGCUCUCCCAGCCACGGGCCACCACCAAGUAGUGCUAUUGCAACACCAAGCAAACUCCCGUGGCAAGACGGAACCCAGCCCAACGAAUACUUUCGAAUCAAUACUCACCACACUGCGACGCUCGUGACUCGUUCACAUCCCAGCAAUUGCAGACGGCWAAACACAGCAAACAGUUUUGUUGUUUAGAAGGUUCAAUAGAAUAGUAGCAAACAAAACGACGCRUCCUCUGCAGCGAUCCGAGCGAGGCAUUCGUCACAACCGCUGGCGUKUUCGUUGUUCAGUUCUGUCCUGUUCUAUUCUAUUCUAUUCUAUUCGUUCAUUCCAACGGGUCACUUUGAUGAAUGGCCAUCGAGUGGCACMUGGCACAAAAUUUCUACUCCCAUGACAAAAUUUGAUCCAAGAGCAAUCGAAGAGGACCUGUGCGUGUCGUACAAAAUACGUGCCAGGAAGGAAUUGGACCUAUGGAAUCAUUUUUGGAGAGAUAAGAACGCAACCAGGCUCGUUUCUUUCAUACCGUAAAGUAUUUGGGUUCAGAACUAGUGGAUUAUGGAAUUAAAAUAGAAUCAUUAGU
Pseudo-nitzschia multistriata is the source of this 1499-nucleotide messenger RNA. NCBI's taxonomy places the organism in Eukaryota, Bacillariophyta, Bacillariophyceae, Bacillariales, Bacillariaceae. The record is from the annotation of a GenBank genome assembly.